Messenger RNA from Anopheles cruzii, 915 nucleotides. Its product is annotated as serine protease snake-like. Gene Ontology annotation, biological process: proteolysis. Gene Ontology annotation, molecular function: serine-type endopeptidase activity. The coding region runs from base 55 to 810 and encodes 251 amino acids. NCBI's taxonomy places the organism in Eukaryota, Metazoa, Arthropoda, Insecta, Diptera, Culicidae. The transcript has 4 exons. The record is from RefSeq and is a predicted model, not a curated record.
AAGGUAGUUGUAUCGUUGUUGCUGCUCCUAUGGCCACUGUUCAUAACGGGGCCAAUGCAUCAAGCUUUAGCCCAAAGAACACCACCGGGAAACACUGACAAAACAUCACAUAUUGUGCUUCUGGGAUCGACUGGUUCAGGCGGACAGCGGCAGUUCCGUUGUGGUGGAGCCUACGUUGGCCGCAACGUGAUCGUCGCCGGCGCACAUUGCGUCACCGCCAAAAACCAGCCACCACUUGAUACGGUGCGAUUUGGCGCGGGAUCGAACGAUGAGCAACACUUUCGCAUAGUCAACCACACAUUGCACUACCGGUACAAACCGCAGUUUGAGUAUCACAAUAUGGCCGUAUUCUUUUUGGACGCAAGCCCAGAGGUGGUAACUAGCGGUAAAUACAAACCGGCUUGCAUACUCAAGCCACACAUGAAAACUGGUACCGUGCAGAUGGUCGGCGAUGGAUCGGACGGACGCGGAUUAUCCCUCCAGACAACGGAACUGGACGUGGUGCCGUCCGAGAAGUGCCACGAAUACUACAAUCCGAUUCCUAAGCUCCGCUUCGGUGUGCUGCUGUGUUGCUUUUGUGCAAUGAACUCAAACACAUCGGAAUGUUCCAAUAUGCACAGUUCGCCACUGCAAGUGGUGCUAGCACGAAACGGUAAGAGCGUUCCGUUUCUGAUCGGGCAUAAAUCGAUCGGGAAGGCUUGUGGCUCGAAGAGUCCAGCCGUAUUCACGCGCUAUGGAUCUUACUACGAGUGGCUAGAAACGGUCACUGAACUACAGCUUGGGGCAACAGAUUGCUUUGGUCGUUACUAAGAAACCUGCAGGCGCAAGACCCUCCUUCUCCAGCAUCUCGGUGAGGCGGGGAUUCUUCAUUGCAGUCCUGUUCAUGUCCAGUACCUUCUUAAUGGACGUGACGCU